GCAGCACAGCAAACAGCGACAGUGGAGGCUAUAGAUGACACAACCACGACAUCCAAUUUCACUGCCAUGUACAGAACCGUGAACACCACUCUUGAGGAGGUAGUUACCGGUGCAGGCGAUCCACAAGAAAGUUUAUUGAGCACUACUGAUUUGACUGUCAGCGUGACCGAUGCUAACAUCGGCAGCAAUAGCACCGCUGGAAGCAUCAACGUAACCGACAGUGCGGUUUUCAACAGUACAACUGUUAGCGACGUCAACACCGCUGACAGUACAACUGUUAGCGACGUCAACAUUACCGCUGUCCACCCAAGCAACACUUCUGUAAUAAAUGAGUCUUCAAGUGUGCUGCCUCGGACCGCGGCACCGCCUACGACAAUAGUGGUGACAAGAGCUCAUUCAUCAACAAAAGCUGAACUAACUGCCUCCAAGCGUGAGCCAACUACACAGGCGACUACUCUUUCUGAGAAGACAAGCAGCACAACUGUUUCGGGAUCUGCGACACCUUCUCGGAAGACAUCUGCUGCUCCGCCCAAAAAAACUCGGUCUUCAGCUACAACACGAAAAGCUACUUCGGAGCCGUUCACCGAGAUGGUCUGA
Messenger RNA from Cooperia oncophora, 597 nucleotides. The record is from the annotation of a GenBank genome assembly. Lineage: Eukaryota; Metazoa; Nematoda; Chromadorea; Rhabditida; Trichostrongylidae.